AUGGCGCUGGCGGCGGGUCUAGCUGCCCGCGGCCGUCACGUCACAGCCGUCACGCCCUUCUCGGAGCAAGGCUCAUCGGACAAUUUGACACACGUGCCGGUACCCAACACUAUGUAUCUCUUUGGAGAUAACAUGUUCUCACUCGGUGAACGUGGCGCAUUUGGACUGAUCAUGACUCUCUUCCGUUUCGGAGUGAGUUCGUUUGAAAUUUUUCUCCACACAGAGAGCGUCCGGCGACUGUUCCUCGCUGAGCACAAGUUCGACGUCAUGAUCAUCGAAGAGUUCUUCAGCGAGUGCUUCCUGCCGCUGGCUCACAGCCUGCGGAUACCAGUCAUCGGAGUGGCGACCAUAUCGCCGACCUCUUGGAUGGCGGAUAUCGUCGGCAGCCCCAGUCCGUGCGCUUCCGUUCCGGACACAUUCCUCUGGUACACGGACAGGAUGUCAUUCUUGGAACGACUCCACAACGCGGCGUUUGCGACUCUGUCAAAAGUCACUCGCGAGUUGUACUACAAACCGAGAUUGGAAGCCGUUUCGCGGCAGUACCUGAACAGCACGGCGCUGCCAAGCGUAUCGGACACGGAGAAGAACACCUCCGUCCUACUUUCAAACACUCAUGUCAGCAUGUCUUUCCCGCGUCCCCUGUCGCCUAACCUCAUUGAAAUCGGAGGGGUGCACAUAAAGCCUCCACAGAAGCUUCCACAGUAUUUUCAGAAGAUUCUGGAUGAUGCCAAGGAUGGAGUAAUACUUUUCAGCCUUGGAUCUAAUCUUCGCAGCUCCGACAUGCCUGAAGUUAAAACAAAAGCAUUUUUUGCUACAUUUUCUAAAAUGAAACAAAUUGUUCUCUGGAAGUGGGAAGCCAGAAAAUCUGACGAGAACGUGCGGCUGUGCAUCACCCACGGCGGCCUGUUGAGCGUGACCGAGGCCGUGCACCACGGGGUACCGCUGGUGGUGGUGCCGUUCUUUGCAUACCAGCACUUCAACGUCAGGCAAGCCGAGCGCCUCGGCUACGCCGUCAGGCUUGACUUCAGUAACAUCACAGCGGAUUCACUCACCUGGGCACUUACAGAAGCGCUUAAUAACCCUAGGGCCCGUGAGGUGUCUCGUAUCUUCCACGAUCGUCCUCGCGCGCCGCUGGAAGAGGCCGUUUGGUGGACGGAGUAUGUUGUGAAGCACCGCGGAGCGACUGCCCUGCGCUCUGCCGGCCAGACCUGUGCUGGUACCAGAUAA
Schistocerca gregaria is the source of this 1227-nucleotide messenger RNA. RefSeq names its product UDP-glucosyltransferase 2-like. Gene Ontology annotation, molecular function: UDP-glycosyltransferase activity. The transcript is spliced from 5 exons. The record is from RefSeq and is a predicted model, not a curated record. Lineage: Eukaryota; Metazoa; Arthropoda; Insecta; Orthoptera; Acrididae. The coding region runs from base 1 to 1227 and encodes 408 amino acids.